UGCGCGUGCGCCGCGCGUGGGCCAGGGCUUGGCUGCGGCGGCAGCACAGACCCCGGGUCCGGCAUGGCCGGCUGGGUGUUCUGUAAUCGCUGCUUCCAGCCGCCACACCGCACGUCGUGCUUCCGCCUGACCAACUGCGGCCACGUGUACUGCGACGUCUGCCUGGGGAAAGGUGGCAAAGACGUGUGCUUGAUUUGCAAAGUCCCUUGUCGCACGGUUUUACUUUCAAAGCAUACUGACGCGGAUAUCCAGGCGCUGUUCAUGGGCAUAGACGGCCUGUGUAAGAAGUACUCAAGAGAGACCUGCCAGAUUUCAGAAUUUCAAGAAAAGCACAGAAAGAGACUCUUGGCCUUCUAUAGAGAAAAGAUCGCAAAGCUGGAGGAGUCCCUUCAGAAGUCCGCGUUGCGGAUGGAACAGCUGCAGAGUGUGAGAUUGUCACAACAAACAGCUUUCAGCGCAGUAAAAACUCCAGUUUCAAACCCCCCCCCCACAGCUCCUUCAGCAAAGCCAGGCGGACACCUGCUGCUGCCCCCUGACUCGUCAGGCUCUGACAGAGUGGAGUCCAUGCAGGUUGACCAUACUCCUUCCCCAAUGAGAAAACCUGAGGUGGCAGUUGGGCCAGCAAGACUCUCUCUGAUCAGCCCCCCUCAGCAUGGACGCAUGGGCAGCAUCUCCCACCGCGGCCCUCAGCUCCUCGGCCUGACGCCCCAUCCCAGCAGCAUGUCACAGGCUCUCAGGAUCCCACUGUUGCCGGUCCCAUGCAAGGUGCUGUCCCAGCCAGCGGCGCCCCCAAACCCAGGCCGAGCGGGAAGAGGGGGCUCGCCCAGCCUCAGGGGCUCCCAGACGCUGGCCCCCAGGCCGCCCAUCAGCAUCUCAGCACUGCUGCAGAGACAGCAUUUAGGGUCUGCUGGCCUCGGGGCCGCCACGCACGGAAGGUGAGCCAGGGCCUGCCCGUGUCUGCCCACCUGGGGCUCUCCGGCCACUGGCAGGACGUUACGCAGUAUAAGGAGUCGUCCGUUCUUGACGAAAUAAAGUAAUACAGUUGAAUAAAGUACUUUUCUGACUAUCUGGA
Messenger RNA from Ailuropoda melanoleuca (giant panda), 1072 nucleotides. It is a transcript of the gene RNF212, whose product is annotated as ring finger protein 212. Lineage: Eukaryota; Metazoa; Chordata; Mammalia; Carnivora; Ursidae. The record is from RefSeq and is a predicted model, not a curated record. Gene Ontology annotation, molecular function: SUMO transferase activity. Gene Ontology annotation, biological process: protein sumoylation; homologous chromosome pairing at meiosis; reciprocal meiotic recombination. The coding region runs from base 64 to 939 and encodes 291 amino acids. Gene Ontology annotation, cellular component: synaptonemal complex. The transcript is spliced from 12 exons.